Sparassis crispa is the source of this 1020-nucleotide messenger RNA. RefSeq names its product Ribosome production factor 2 homolog. The coding region runs from base 1 to 1020 and encodes 339 amino acids. The transcript is spliced from 4 exons. Gene Ontology annotation, biological process: ribosomal large subunit assembly; maturation of LSU-rRNA from tricistronic rRNA transcript (SSU-rRNA, 5.8S rRNA, LSU-rRNA). The record is from RefSeq and is a predicted model, not a curated record. Gene Ontology annotation, molecular function: rRNA binding. Gene Ontology annotation, cellular component: nucleolus. NCBI's taxonomy places the organism in Eukaryota, Fungi, Basidiomycota, Agaricomycetes, Polyporales, Sparassidaceae.
AUGUUGCGGACAGUAAAACCCAGAAAUGCGCGGUCGAAGCGUGCGAUGCAGGCACGCGAGCCCAAGGAAGUGGAGGACCCGCGCAUUGCUAUCUUCGUGCGGGGCACACAUACGGGAGAAAAAGUCAGCGCAGCUAUGAAGGAACUAAUGUCGCUCAAGCGACCGAACGCCGUCUCGUUCUCGAAAAAGAAUACUGUCCGGCCUUUCGAGGACGCUUCCUCGCUCGAAUUCUGGGCGCAGAAGAACGACGCGAGCCUGUUUGUGGUGGGCCAGAGCACGAAAAAGCGGCCGGAUGGGCUCACGUUCGUGCGCAUGUUUGACGGGCGCGUGCUCGAUAUGUGUGAGGUGGGUGUAGACAACUGGGUCGGCAUGGCUGAGUUCAAGACACCAAAAGCGACCCCGGGGCACAAACCACUAAUGCACUUUGCGUCGGAGCUGUUCGAUACGCAUCCGCGGUUUAUUCAGCUCAAGUCGCUUCUCAUGGACUUUUUCAACGGCGAGGUCAUCGACUCGAUAUGCCUCACGGGGCUGGAGCACGUUAUCAGCGUGUCGCUCGCGCCCACGCCCGCCUCGCUAAACUCGACUACGGCGACAGAUCCAUCGGCGUCGUCAAAGGCGCAAGACUCGUUACUACCAAAAGUACAUGUGCGCGUGUACACGACUCGGCUGCUGGCGUCCGGCACGCGGAUACCGCGCGUGGAGCUGGCGGCCAUGGGGCCGUCGCUGGACCUCACGCUGCGGCGACACACGGAGGCGGACCCGGAGCUGAUGAAGCAGGCUUUGAAGCGGCCGAAGAUGCGGAAGCAGGACGUGGAGAAGGGGCUGGGAAAGAAGCGGAAGAACAUGGAGGUGGACGAGAUGGGGGACCUGCGGGGCAGGAUACACGUCGCGAAGCAGGACCUGGGGAAGCUGCAGACGCGGAAGAUGAAGGGCCUGAAGGCUGCGAGGGACGUGCCAGAGGACAGCGGCGACAGCGAGGACGAGGGGAGGUCAACGAAGCGGAGGAGGCAGUCGCAGUGA